CUGCCUGGAUUGCACAAACGGUGACGGAGGGAGGUGUUGUGGAUGCAGGGGGUACGCAGCUCUGUGGGAACACGCUUAGUUAUCCAUUCAGGUUGCCAUGCUGAUUACAUGGUGGUAUUUAUACCUUACAGCGCGGAGCUUCGCAGAACAAUCACUGAAAAUGGCUUCAGUCCUGCAGAAGCUGAUCACUCCACUGUUCAGCGGCCCGCCUGAGCCUCCCAGGAAUAAAGUUACAGUGGUGGGUGUGGGCCAGGUUGGCAUGGCCUGUGCUAUCAGCAUCCUGCUCAAGGAGCUGGCUGAUGAGCUGGCACUGGUGGAUGUGGUGGAGGACAAGCUGAAAGGAGAGAUGAUGGACCUGCAGCAUGGCAGUCUCUUUCUCAAAACCCCCAAAAUAGUUGCAGAUAAAGAUUAUUCAGUUACAGCUAACUCCCGCAUCGUUGUGGUGACUGCUGGAGUCCGUCAGCAGGAAGGGGAGAGCAGGCUGAACCUCGUCCAGAGAAACGUCAACAUCUUUAAGCACAUCGUCCCCCAGAUUGUCCGAUACAGCCCCGACUGCAUCAUCAUUGUUGUUUCCAACCCAGUCGACAUACUGACUUAUGUGACCUGGAAGCUGAGCGGCCUCCCGAAGCACCGUGUCAUCGGCAGCGGCACCAACUUGGACUCCGCACGCUUCCGCUUCCUGAUGGCCGACACACUGGGGAUCCACCCAAGCAGCUUCAAUGGAUGGAUCCUGGGAGAGCACGGAGACACAAGUGUGCCUGUGUGGAGUGGAACAAACGUGGCUGGAGUCAACCUGCAGACGUUAAACCCUGAUAUUGGCACUGACAAUGAUGAUGAAAACUGGAAAGAGACCCACAAGAAGGUGGUGGACAGUGCCUACGAGGUGAUCAAACUGAAGGGUUACACCAACUGGGCCAUCGGUCUCAGUGUAGCCGACUUGACAGAGAGUCUCAUGAGGAACAUGAACAGGAUUCAUCCUGUCUCCACCAUGGUGAAGGGCAUGUACGGGAUCAGUGACGAGGUUUACCUGAGUCUGCCCUGCGUGUUGAACAACGGGGGCGUGGCUAGCGUGGUCAACAUGACCCUGACAGAUGAGGAGGUGGCCCAGCUGCAGGCCAGCGCUAACACACUUUGGGAUAUCCAGAAGGACUUGCAGAACGUCUAACCUGCCGGCAGGGGGCGCCAUAGCUACAUCUUCCUGACUACUCUUGACCAACAGCAUCACUGUGCCGUCACACCCGACAGCUUCCCCCCUCUGCACCUUCAGCCCGCUGCACUUUAUAGAUUCACAGAUGUUUGGAGGGGUUUAAUCCAGACAGAUUUAGCUGUAGGAGUCAGUUUGUGCACUUCUGCUUGCCGGAGACCAAAAUGUGACGCCAACGAUGAGUGAGACACUCUGACUCAUUUGUCCUCAGCUGUGUUGCACCGGGGAACCACGUGUCACUCAUGUUGCUUUGACACCUAAUAAAGCAAGUUGGGGCUUAAAUAAGAAGUGCAGUAUUUUAGUUCUUCAUUGUUUCUAGUGUGAUGUCGAAAUCUGUGAUCAUGCGCUGGCUUUUGCUGACAGUGAAGAGCAGAGUGAUAGAUGUGGCCUUAGUUUGAAAAACAUGGUUCAAUAAAAUAAAUAAUGAGUGUAACCUCAUUAUUUAACUGGAA
This is a messenger RNA of Archocentrus centrarchus (flier cichlid), 1656 nucleotides long. RefSeq names its product lactate dehydrogenase Bb (gene ldhbb). Bases 98 to 1165 code for a protein of 355 amino acids. NCBI's taxonomy places the organism in Eukaryota, Metazoa, Chordata, Actinopteri, Cichliformes, Cichlidae. The record is from RefSeq and is a predicted model, not a curated record. Gene Ontology annotation, cellular component: cytoplasm. Gene Ontology annotation, biological process: lactate metabolic process; pyruvate metabolic process. The transcript has 8 exons. Gene Ontology annotation, molecular function: L-lactate dehydrogenase (NAD+) activity.